CAGCCCAUUAAAUCCCACGGCCAGGAAAUUACAUGGAGUAGAUGUGACGUCAAGAGCGCAAAACUGGGUGAGUUGGUCCGGCGCACUGACGUCCAGCCGCCGGCGUAUCACCGACCGUCAGAUUUGCAGUCGUCUCUCUUUCCUGGUAAUUUGAACGGUGGGCUUAUGUUUGUGGUCGUCACGAGGGGCCAGCUUAGCAACCGGCCGCACAUAACAUCGUCCCAGCUGCGUGCCGCGCGGGUAUAAUAGGAUAAAGAACACCGCAACGUUUUACAAGCAGAAAACAACAAGGAGCGCGCAGUGGGUGCUGGAUUGAAUUUUCUCAGCUGACCAAAGCAGAGAUUUAAUAGAGUGUAGCACAGGAGAUAGAACAGUCAACGCGCGGUCGCCCUUCACAUCGCACGUCUGCGUACCGGAGCGGCGGGGUAUCGUCAUGGGGAGCACCGCAUCGUCCGCCGCUUCGGCCGCCACCAAGAUCAGCGUCAAGCCCGCACGCACCACGAAGAGUGCCGGCAACAACUGCGACAACAACCACCGGCAGGCCCGCAGGAUCCGCAAACCCGACCAGAUCCUGGAGGAGAACGUGCGGCUCCGGAAGAAGAUCCUGAAAUUGGAGGAGGAACUGACCAACAACAAGCUGAACGACGAGAACGCGAGUCUGAGGAGGAGUAACGAAGAGUUGUCCAGGGAGGUGCAGCAGCUAAAGGGCCUGCUGAUGGUGGUGGACGGCAGCCCGACGCUGUGUGUCCGCUCCACGUUCAGCGUCAACAGCGCCAUGAGCGCGCAGUCAGACCCGUCAGACGACAGACUCACAGAGGGCAGACGGAGCUGGGCUCACCAGUUCUCACCCGACGAUUCAGCACACGAGCGCCCCAACAGCUCCAGCCCCAGACAAAGACUUCUCUCCGAAUCAAGGGCAAACAGAGUAAGCAAGCUGAGAUCGCUGCCCAUCCAAGAUGGCCACGGACUCUUCCCCGUCAGCGACAUAGAAGCCUACGGGAAAGGGCUAGCUCUGACGCGCGCUCACGAGAGCAGAGAAAAAACUCUGGAAAGCAUCAGGUCCUACAGGGCGGGGAAAAAGGCAGCCAGAUCCGAAGACGAACAGGCUCAGGAAAAUGGACAAUAAACGGACUUUCAAACUUUGAUCCAAUUUGUAUAUACACUGUAUAUAAUGUAUUUAUCUAUUCAAGAAGCCAUCUUUUCAACAUGAGGUAAGAUGCUCGCAUCGUUUGUGAGACUUUUGGAAAGGAUUGUGAGUUUUGUUUGAGCCAUAUGACAGCCUGUGUUGUUUACUAAAGAAAUAAGAUUUUAGACAUGUUAUACUUGUUGUUUACUAAAGAAUGAAGACUCCAGACAUGGUAUAUUUGUUGCUUACUAAAGAAAAGGACUCUGGGCAUGUUUGUUAUUUACCAAACGAUGAGGACUAGACACUGCACUGUUGACUAAAUUUUGUUAGCCUGAUAGAUGUCUAGGUACAAGAAAUUCACUGUUCACUAUAUGUACUGUAUUAGAGAGGAAAAACAGGAAGAGGAAAGAAAGGAAUGAAGCAUCUUUUUUGAUCUGAUUUUCUGAUCGUUCUUCUCUGCAAUAGAUGAUUAUGAAAUUAUGAUUAUGAAUGAGAUCGUCUCGUGUGGAAAAUUCAGUUUUUGUGUCGUAGAUUGUAGUAGUAUUUGAAGAAAAAAAGAAUACAUAAUGACGAAUCGUAAGAUAUCUGAUAAAGUACGAAUUGAAACAGAAAGGAAAUGAUUUUUUUACUUGUAUCUAUGUUAUAAGGAGCAUAAUAUAUGCGCCAUUUCUUAGUACGUUAAGCCAACAGUAAAAGUAUAAUGUGUCUGCUAAAGUGCGCUAUGAUGAUGACGUUUUUAACUGUUUCGCACUAUUUUGAAUCAUCGAAAAGCUAAAAAAAGGUUGUUAACUGACAGCGAAUCUCUACCUAGAGGCUGAAAAUGACAAAUAAAGAG
Branchiostoma belcheri (Belcher's lancelet) is the source of this 1961-nucleotide messenger RNA. RefSeq lists its product as uncharacterized. NCBI's taxonomy places the organism in Eukaryota, Metazoa, Chordata, Leptocardii, Amphioxiformes, Branchiostomatidae. Bases 434 to 1126 code for a protein of 230 amino acids. The transcript has a single exon. The record is from RefSeq and is a predicted model, not a curated record.